AUGUCUGCCGCUGCGGAGGUCCAAACCGCCGCACUUGGUGUCAAUGCAUCCACUCUCGAGACCACAUCAUCUCCUAUCAGCCUCUUUGCAUCGCCUGCGCUUCAAGAGGCGCCAAGCACCGACCACGGCCGCUCACACACAUCGAGCUGCCCCAGGCUGUCGCUCGUGUCGACGGCCAUCGUCAAUCUAGGCGCAAUGGCGUGCGGACCAGCGGACUACGAGGACGAUGACGAGUUCGUGGACGAGCUCGCGCUCGACCUGAGUCCUGGAGUUUGCGACAGACUCGAGGCGGAGAGCGUGCGCGACACCAUGCAGGCCGUUGCACUUUCUCACGCCGAGGAAGAUGGCGGAGGGGGCAACAAGCGGCCACGCUCUGUGACCUGCUUUGAUGCGCUGGACGACAACGUCCCGGCGAUCAAACGUACGAAGCCAGCGACGCAGGCCGAGCCGAUCAAGCCGUUCUUCGAGGAGGCAUGGGUGCAGCAGCUUUUGACCGGCCGUGAUCGAGCGCCCGCGCCGUCGCCGCCCCAGGAGUCGCCUGCCGAUGCUUCGGCUAUCGAUGCUGCCCCCGCCGAUGCCAUCCCUGCCGAUGCCUCUCGCACCGACGACCAUACUCAGCUCCCGGCCGCCACGCAGAAGGUGGCAGUGGUUCAGAUGACACCAACCGAAGCCGUCGACUCGUCGCCCUCGACGAGCGAAGACGGCUUCUGUCUCGUGCGUGUGGCGCGCACGAGCUCGGACGCCGUGCCCAGCGACGAGGGCGACGAGGAUGUGCCGCUCGCAUUGCUCUCAUCGGCCGCACGCACGAACAAGCCGGGCGAGCCCGAGCCCACGGCGGUGCUCACUGCUAUCGCCAAGGUGCGCGACGCCGUCAGGGAGCUCCAGCGCGCGUACAGGCUCGAGACGCUGCGCGUGGCAGCGCACAUCACCGAACAGCAGCUCGCGAUCGACCAGCUGCGAGCCAAGCUUCGCACCCGAAAGCCGAAGAAGGUGGCCUAG
This is a messenger RNA of Moesziomyces antarcticus, 999 nucleotides long. RefSeq lists its product as uncharacterized. Bases 1 to 999 code for a protein of 332 amino acids. NCBI's taxonomy places the organism in Eukaryota, Fungi, Basidiomycota, Ustilaginomycetes, Ustilaginales, Ustilaginaceae. The record is from RefSeq and is a predicted model, not a curated record. The transcript has 2 exons.